Dromaius novaehollandiae (emu) is the source of this 824-nucleotide messenger RNA. RefSeq names its product peptidylprolyl isomerase H (gene PPIH). Gene Ontology annotation, cellular component: intracellular membrane-bounded organelle. The record is from RefSeq and is a predicted model, not a curated record. Gene Ontology annotation, molecular function: peptidyl-prolyl cis-trans isomerase activity. The coding region runs from base 77 to 610 and encodes 177 amino acids. Lineage: Eukaryota; Metazoa; Chordata; Aves; Casuariiformes; Dromaiidae. The transcript has 10 exons. Gene Ontology annotation, biological process: protein peptidyl-prolyl isomerization; protein folding.
UCUGCUUCCGCUGCCUCCGCUUCCGCUGCUGCUUCCGCUUCCGCUGCCUCCGCUUCCGCUUCCGGGGGCGGGCGCCAUGGCGGUGCUGGCCUCCAACCCCAACAACCCCGUGGUCUUCUUCGACGUCUCCAUCGGCGGGCAGGAGGUCGGCCGCAUGAAAAUCGAGCUGUUUGCCGACGUGGUGCCCAAAACGGCGGAGAAUUUCAGGCAGUUUUGUACGGGUGAAUUCAGAAAAGACGGUGUCCCUAUAGGCUAUAAAGGAAGCACUUUCCACAGGGUAAUAAAGGAUUUCAUGAUCCAAGGAGGUGACUUCGUAAACGGAGACGGCACUGGAGUAGCCAGUAUAUAUCGGGGUCCUUUUGCAGAUGAGAACUUCAAGCUCAAACACUCCGCUCCUGGUCUGCUGUCUAUGGCAAACAGUGGUCCAAGCACGAAUGGCUGUCAGUUUUUCAUUACGUGCUCCAAAUGCGACUGGUUGGAUGGGAAACACGUCGUGUUUGGUAAAAUCAUUGAUGGGCUGUUGGUCAUGAGAAAAAUUGAAAAUGUGCCUACGGGUCCAAAUAACAAACCCAAGCUGCCGGUUGUGAUCUCUCAGUGUGGGGAAAUGUAAAGAAAUGAAAGAGAAGUGUGUGUUCCUCUGCUGGCGGUGAGGCGUGUGCUGGCUCGGAGCGGUUCCGGUUCUCCCACUGCCCCAGUCUUCUCCGCAGGCUAGAUCCGCGUUCUUGACAUUCUCCUGAAAAUAUUUAAUAAUUGGCAUCUAUCAUGCUUCUUUGGGUUUUUUUUUUUACAUGUUGAAAUGUAAAUAAAGGAUUUUGUUAAACAUG